Molecule: messenger RNA, 681 nt
Organism: Cynara cardunculus var. scolymus (artichoke)
Lineage: Eukaryota; Viridiplantae; Streptophyta; Magnoliopsida; Asterales; Asteraceae
Product: peroxidase N1-like
Exons: 2
Biological process (GO): response to oxidative stress
Cellular component (GO): plasmodesma; plant-type cell wall
Molecular function (GO): peroxidase activity; heme binding
Source: RefSeq, a predicted model, not a curated record
UUUCCUAACAUCUUGCAGACCGGUGGACGUAGUUGGCAGGUGCCAUUAGGGCGUAGAGAYGGAUUGGUUUCACAAGCAUCUGAUACUGCAKCCUUACCUGCGUUUAACGACCCUAUUAGUGUUCAAAUCAGAAAGUUUGCAGACAAAGGUCUUAACACACAAGAUCUUGUUACUCUUGUUGGCGGACAUACAAUUGGAACGUCAGCUUGUGCAUUAUUCAGCUACAGACUAUACAACUUCAACAAUACCAAUGGACCUGACCCUGAAAUAAACCAAGCGUUCCUUCCCCAACUCCGAGCACUUUGUCCCAAUGGUGGUGAUGGGUUGAGGCGUGUGGCCCUUGAUACAGGCAGCGUUGAUCGGUUUGGCAGUUCCUUCUAUGAAAAUCUGAGGAAUGGACGAGGAGUUCUUGAAUCCGACGCAAAGCUAUGGAGCGACCGGAGGACUCAGGGGUUUGUACAAGGGUUUCUGGGAACGAGGGGGCAACCUGGAUCGAGAUUCAACAGCGAGUUUGGAAGAGCCAUGGUGAAGAUGGGUAAUACUGAGGUGAAAACGGGAAUGCAAGGAGAAAUUCGUAGAGUUUGUACGACAACCAAUUGAUAUUGAUGUGGGUUUUAACUUGAAUCAUAAGUUGUUAAUAGCAUAAAUUUGAUUUAAAUCAAUCGAAAAUUGUAUCGAGUA